Messenger RNA from Penaeus monodon (black tiger shrimp), 807 nucleotides. RefSeq names its product cytosolic Fe-S cluster assembly factor nubp1-like. Gene Ontology annotation, cellular component: cytosol. Bases 39 to 791 code for a protein of 250 amino acids. The record is from RefSeq and is a predicted model, not a curated record. Gene Ontology annotation, molecular function: ATP-dependent FeS chaperone activity; iron-sulfur cluster binding; ATP binding. Lineage: Eukaryota; Metazoa; Arthropoda; Malacostraca; Decapoda; Penaeidae. Gene Ontology annotation, biological process: iron-sulfur cluster assembly. The transcript has 7 exons.
UUCACUUGUUUUCGACCAGCUGUUAGCAGUAAACAAACAUGAGUUCUGUGCCUCAGGACGCUCCAGAACACUGUCCAGGGACUAACAGUGAAGAUGCAGGCAAAGCAUCUGCUUGUGCUGGGUGCCCAAACCAGCAAGUGUGUGCAUCUGGAGCAACCAAAGCUCCAGACCCAGAUCUUGGUGCUGUGAAAGAACGACUAGAUACAAUUAAGUAUAAAAUCUUGGUGUUGUCUGGCAAGGGAGGUGUUGGAAAGUCUACAGUUUCAGCAAUGCUUGCUCGUGCACUAGCUCUUGAUGAGACCAAAGAAGUUGGAAUCCUGGAUAUUGACAUUUGUGGACCAUCACAACCCCGUGUUUUAGGUGCAGAGGAAGAAAAAGUCCAUUCAUCUGGGGCAGGCUGGUCACCUAUUUACAUUGCAGAGAACCUUGCUGUGAUGUCAAUAGGCUUCCUUCUGAAUAGUGCAGAUGAUGCUGUCAUAUGGAGAGGACCUAAAAAGAAUGGAAUGAUCAAGCAGUUUUUGCGAGAUGUGGACUGGGAUUCGUUGGACUACCUAGUUGUUGACACACCCCCAGGGACAAGCGAUGAGCACCUCAGUAUUGUCCAGUACCUAUCAGCAUCACCACCAGUUGCUGCAGUCAUUGUCACAACUCCACAGGAAGUUGCUCUCCUUGAUGUGCGAAAAGAAAUCACAUUCUGCAGAAAGGUGAACAUUCCAAUUAUUGGUAUAAUUGAAAACAUGACUACAUUUGUAUGCCCAAAAUGCAAGGUAAGUAAGAAAUGUUUGUAUUAACCCAAAGCCGAUGGGC